AUGGCGUCGAGUAAUGAAGUGCCGGUAGAAAUCAACCAGAGUGGCAUGUGCAUAGGAAAGAAUUCGGUGUCAAAAAUGGAAUCCAUGGAAGUUACAGAAAAUACACCUGCAGCAAAUAAAGAUGUAAUUCCGUCGUCUUGUAGGGAAUCUAUUUCUGUGGAAGAUAUGACAUCUCGAGAUUAUUAUUUUGAUUCAUAUGCACAUUAUGGAAUUCAUGAAGAAAUGCUAAAGGAUGAAGUGCGUACAGUGACUUACCGUAAUUCUAUGUAUCACAACAAACAUCUUUUUAAAGGAAAGACCGUUCUUGAUAUUGGUUGUGGAACUGGUAUACUUUCAAUGUUUGCUGCUAAAGCUGGUGCAGCCAGAGUUAUUGGUAUUGAGUGUUCUAAUAUUGUUGAGUAUGCAGAAAAAAUUGUGGAAGCAAAUCAACUGUCAAAUGUCAUAACAAUACUUAAAGGAAAGGUUGAAGAGGUUUCAUUACCUGAUGGCAUAGAAAAAGUUGAUAUAAUUAUUUCUGAAUGGAUGGGUUAUUGUUUAUUUUAUGAAUCGAUGUUAGACACAGUGCUUUUUGCUAGAGAUAAAUGGCUUCGUGAGGAUGGGAUGUUGUUCCCAGACAAGGCAACUCUAUUUAUUUGCGGCAUUGAAGAUAGGCAAUAUAAAGAUGAGAAGAUAAACUGGUGGGGUGAUGUAUAUGGAUUUGAUAUGAGUAGUAUAAGGAAAGUAGCAAUUAGCGAACCUCUAGUGGAUGUUGUGGACCCAAAACAAGUUGUUACAAAUGCAUGUCUUAUCAAAGAAGUCGAUUUAUACACAGUAACUAAGGCUGAUCUGGAAUUUUCAUCACCAUUUACUUUACAAGUUCGUAGAAAUGACUAUGUACAAGCGCUAGUUACAUUCUUUAACAUCGAAUUCACCAAGUGCCACAAACGUACUGGCUUCAGCACAGCCCCAGAAGUACAGUAUACUCAUUGGAAACAAACUGUGUUCUACUUUGAUGCAUGUAUGACAGUCAAGAAAGGAGAAGAAAUAUAUGGAGUAUUUUCAAUGAAGCCUAAUGCAAGGAACUACAGAGAUCUGGAUUUCAAUAUUGAACUGGACUUUAAAGGAGAAUUGUGCCAAGUACAUGAAACUAAUACUUAUCGUAUGCGCUGA
Habropoda laboriosa is the source of this 1149-nucleotide messenger RNA. It is a transcript of the gene Art1, whose product is annotated as protein arginine N-methyltransferase 1. The record is from RefSeq and is a predicted model, not a curated record. The coding region runs from base 1 to 1149 and encodes 382 amino acids. The transcript is spliced from 2 exons. Gene Ontology annotation, cellular component: nucleus. Lineage: Eukaryota; Metazoa; Arthropoda; Insecta; Hymenoptera; Apidae. Gene Ontology annotation, biological process: peptidyl-arginine methylation. Gene Ontology annotation, molecular function: protein-arginine N-methyltransferase activity.